AACCAGGUUAACUUUAUUAUGACGUAUCUCAUCUCAGUCUGAUUAGAAUGAAGCCGACACCCAUAGGCUUCUUCCUGGUCCGAGACAUUCGUGUUACAAACAAAUUGACAGUAUUGACACUAUUGACACUGUAACGACACUUCGACACUACUGAGUACUGACAGUAUUGACAUAUCAUGUGGACUGUGGACUGAAGAUAAAUAAAAUUUUAGAUUCUGUAAAAAAUUUUCAAAUUCUUGCUGAAAAAGUAUCCACUAAUUCUUUCAUAUAAUAACUUAACUUAUGAUUUACAUAACAUUCUUGAGAUAGAAAUAUUCAAGCUAUUGCAGAUACAAAAUGCCUGUGCCUGGUGGUAUGUAUCAACAGCAAGGGCAAGGGCCUAGCUGUGUAGAUAGAAUGAAAAUGGGAUUUUUCCUUGGUUUUUGUGUUGGGAUGGCGAGUGGAGCACUAUUUGGAGGAUUCUCAGCACUCAGGGGAGGUUUGAGAGGGAGAGAAUUGGUGAAUACAGUGGGUAAAGUGAUGUUGCAAGGUGGAGGAUCAUUUGGAACGUUUUUAGCAAUCGGAUCAGGAUUGAGGUGUUGAAACGCUGCCAUUGAAUUGUCGAGACUGAUCAAGAAUGUCAUUGUAUCCCUUGAUAGUUGUAUAGUGUAAACUGUUAUGAAUGUGAAUCUUUAAUUAUAUGAGUACUUAUUUCAA
Messenger RNA from Phaedon cochleariae (mustard beetle), 696 nucleotides. The record is from the annotation of a GenBank genome assembly. Lineage: Eukaryota; Metazoa; Arthropoda; Insecta; Coleoptera; Chrysomelidae.